This is a messenger RNA of Rhipicephalus sanguineus (brown dog tick), 947 nucleotides long. RefSeq names its product probable cytochrome P450 12b2, mitochondrial. The record is from RefSeq and is a predicted model, not a curated record. Gene Ontology annotation, molecular function: iron ion binding; monooxygenase activity; oxidoreductase activity, acting on paired donors, with incorporation or reduction of molecular oxygen. Bases 189 to 932 code for a protein of 247 amino acids. Lineage: Eukaryota; Metazoa; Arthropoda; Arachnida; Ixodida; Ixodidae. The transcript is spliced from 6 exons.
CAGGUAUAGCGUCGAUCGCCGCCGACGUGGAAUUGUGUUGUUUGAAGCACCCACUUGACCCAACAUGUGAUGGCGCCAGCAUAUUAGAUGAUAUAAAAAAAGCUUUUACGUGCUUACAAAAGCUUGGCUACCGGUUUCCAUACUUCCACUACUUGCUCACACCCACUUGGCGAAGUUUUGAGAAAACGAUGGAUGACUUCACAGAGCGCACAUAUCGACAUAUCGAAGCAGCAGCUCGUCGUAUAGAUGAUGAAAAGCUGGGGAGCCACCCAACUAUUCUUCGAAGCCUGCUGCUUGAAAAAAAGUUGACAUUUGGUGAAAUCUUCACAUUCACUAGCGAUUUAAUACUCGCAGGCGUUGAUACCACCGCUUUUGCAGCGACCUGCUUGCUGUUCCAAUUAGCGAGGAACCAAGAAGCUCAGAAGAAAGUGCGCCAAGAAUUUCAGGCUACUGUUCAGGAAAAGUCGGGUUUCGUGGUGCCUGAACAACUGGAUAACAUGCCGUUCCUGAAGGCUUGCCUUAAGGAAAGCCUAAGGUUGAACCCGCCUUCACCUGGAAUCUACAGAUUAUUAGACCACGAUGUUGUGAUGUCCGGUUACGUGGUGCCGGCUGGGGUGCCUAUCUUUAUAGAUUACUACGUCGCUGGACGCGUCACUGAAAAUUUCGACAAUCCGGAGCUUUUCUUGCCUGAGCGCUGGCUGAAAAUGCAGCGGAGCGAUUUGCACUCCGACAGAUACGCCUCCCUUCCGUUUAGCUUUGGACCACGCAUGUGCCCUGGUCGAACAAUAGCGGAACUCCAGUUGUGCUUGCUUGUAUCCAAGAUUUUGCUCAAGUACAAGGUUCACUGUGAGAAAGAAGACAUCGGAUUUCAUCGACGUUUGGGAAAUGUACCAAAUGACUCAGUCGACUUUUCUUUUGAAAAGCUUCCUUAGCCCGCUUUCCCGCAA